Molecule: messenger RNA, 5361 nt
Organism: Nezara viridula (southern green stink bug)
Lineage: Eukaryota; Metazoa; Arthropoda; Insecta; Hemiptera; Pentatomidae
Source: the annotation of a GenBank genome assembly
AUGACGGGUUGGAUCGGCUGUCCUGGGAGGCCCGUUCCAGAUCCCGCGGCUGUCCCACUUGAGAGUCAUAAGGAUCCAGAUGGACUACUUUCACCCUCUGGUGGCAUGGUACCUCUUGCGGUCGCUGCGUCUCUCAGUCGGUUCUCAUCUAAGCAGGAAAGUUCUGAUCUGACGGGAGAUGCGGUGGGACGGCGAAGACGAGCCAUGAUCCUUGUUCUCCUACUAGUAGGGGCGGCGGCGGCGGAGUACGGGGCCCAGAUGCAGUCCCGGGCGGUGGAGACCCGAGUCCAGUUCGAGGUCCCAGAAGGAAGGCCCAAGGGCACUAUCGUCGCGACUAUCCCGACCAAACCCGGCUUCACCUACCGCUUCAACGAGCCGCCCCGGGAGUUCACGCUCAACGGCACCACUGGGGAGAUAAGGACUACCACCGUGCUCGACCGGGAAGCUCUCCACAACGACCGCUUCGACCUCGUAGUGCUCUCCAGUCAACCUACCUAUCCCAUCGAAGUACGGAUAGUUGUAGUCGACAUCAACGACAACUCGCCCGAAUUCCCCGAACCGAGCAUUGCAGUGUCUUUUUCCGAAAGUUCUGUAGCGGGGACGAGGGUGCUACUCGACUCCGCUACUGACCUCGACUCAGGACAGAAUGGUGUUUCUGACGAUUAUAGAAUAGUAGCAGGUAAUGUCAAAGACAAAUUCCGGCUAGAAGUUACAGCCAACCCCAGCGGGGAAACAAGUUACCUUCAUUUACAAACGACGGGGGAUCUGGACCGAGAAGAAAGAUCACAUUACCAACUCAAUAUUUCUGCAAGAGAUGGAGGAACUCCAACCCGUUAUGGAUACCUUCAAGUAAACGUUACUAUAUUAGAUGUAAAUGAUAACCCACCAAUAUUCGACCACAGUGACUACAAUGUAUCCCUCAACGAAAGUGUAGUUCCCGGAACAAGAGUCUUACAAGUCAUGGCGACAGACAACGACAUAGGAGACAAUGCUAAAAUCACAUACUACCUUUCAGAGACCGAAAGGAAGUUCACUGUGGACCCGGAAACAGGUGUCAUAACGACGGCUGAACCUCUCGACUGCCCACAACAAAAUUGUCUACCAUCACCAAGGUUCGGAGGCGGUUGUCCGAAAAGUUGUGUGUUUACAGUGUACGCAAGGGAUCAUGGAUCGCCCCGUCAAGACGGAAGGACGUAUGUGACAGUGAAUCUAGUCGACGCAAACGAUCAUGAUCCCAUAAUUAAAUUUAGGUAUUUUCAUUCUGCAAAAGUAGAUUACGCCACAGUCGAUGAAAACGCGGUGAAUGGUUCUGUAGUAGCAGCAGUAUCUGUAAUGGAUCCUGACGAAGGGCUUAAUGGAGAAACCAGGGUGGAAAUAAAAGCAGGAAACGAGCUUAAUCAUUUUAGUUUAGAAUACAGCGAAACAUUUCACAUAGUAAGAGUAAAUGGAAUAUUAGAUAGGGAACAUAUUAACAAAUACAAUCUGACUAUAAUUGCAACGGAUAAAGGCACUCCACCGAGAACGGCUACUGCAUUUCUGAUUAUUCAUGUAAAUGAUGUUAAUGAUCACGAACCAGUUUUUGAAAAGACUGAAUACUCUGCUAUACUGAGUGAACUGGCUCCACCAGGUACAUAUGUAGCAGGGAUCACGGCCACAGAUGAGGACACUGGUGUCAACGCUCAAAUAUAUUACGCUUUCGUCUCAGGGAAUGAUCAUCUUUGGUUUGAAAUGGAUACUAAUUCUGGAUUAAUAACUACAAGAGCACCUCUAGAUAGAGAAAUACAAGGAACAGUUGAACUGAAAAUAUCAGCACGAGAUGGGGGGCCAAAUCCGAAAUGGGCAUACACACAUUUGAAAGUUAUAAUAUUAGAUGAAAAUGACGAAAAACCUAAAUUUUCUCAAGAAAAAUUAAAUGUGACCCUGUUAGAAAGUAAGCCCGCAAACACCUUAGUUGCAAUGCUGACGGCGGUUGAUCACGACCAAGGAACCAACGGUAGUGUCACAUAUUCCAUAGAUCCCGAUUCAGCAAUGAGGUAUCCAAAUGUAUUCAAUCUCAAUUCUCUAACAGGAAAGUUGACCAUAAAUACCAAACUCGAUAGGGAGUCAAUAUCACAUUACGAAGUCAGAGUAAUAGCCAAAGAUCAAGGAAAUCCACCACAAUCUUCAACAGCCACCGUAUUUCUCAGGGUUCAAGACGUCAAUGAUAACAGUCCAGUAUUUUAUCCUCAAGAGUAUUUCGAAUUACUGAGCGACAACCACCCAAUUGGAACCUCUAUAAUUAGGGUUACGGCUAGUGAUAAAGACGAGGGUGAAAAUGCUCUAUUAAAGUUCCACAUCGAGUCAGGAAGUGAUGGUAUAUUUCAAAUCGAUGAAAAAACUGGCGUGAUAAGUUUAAGGCAACACAUUUCUAACUUACAACAAAGCAUGUUUAAAUUAAAAGUCUCGGCAAGAGACAAAGGUGAAAGGAAAGCAGUUGAGGACGCAGUCGUGGAACUAAUCAGAGACACGCACGCAUCCCAGCUAGAGUUCGAUUAUGGAACGUACACGUUUAGCAUUCCAGAAGAUCACGACAAGAAGGAAGCAAGAAUAGGACGUAAAGUAGGUCGUGUGCAAGUGAAACAAAUGCAACCAGAGUUAAGAUAUUCUAUUGUUUUCGGUGAUCAAGAAAGAAGUUUCAAAAUCGAUGAGAAAACCGGUGAAAUAUUUACGAAAAAUAGAAUAGAUCGAGAAUUAUUUCCUAUGUACAGUUUAACAGUAAUGGCCAGAGCGGGAAUAUCAUAUGGGAAAUGUACUGUUAAUAUUACAAUUUUAGAUGAAAACGAUAAUGCACCUUUGUUUAAGAGACAGAAAGAACAUAUUACACUACCUGAAAAUGCAGCAGUAGGCCAAGAGGUGUAUCUUGCCAUGGCUAGGGAUAAGGAUGCAGGUACAAAUAGUCAAAUCACAUUCAGCUUGAGCUCGAAUCCCGACGAUAACUUUAGGAUAGUAGAUACAGGUGUCGUAUAUUUAAACAAACCAAUAAGGGUUGAACCAGGAACGUCAUUAAGUCUCGAAAUCAAAGCAUCUGAUUCUGGAGAUCCUCCUUUAUCUUCAAGGCAUACGGUCAUCGUUACAAUCGAAGAUGUAAACGACCAUACCCCCAUAUUCGACCACACAUCCUACGAAACUUCACUACUUGAAUCAACAGCAGUCAAUGACAGGUUUUUCGCAUUAGCGGCUAGUGAUGCAGACCUAGGAAGAAAUGGGCUCAUAUCCUACUUAAUUACAGAAGGGAAUUCGGAAGGGAAGUUUGGAGUGUUUCCAGAUGGUUACAUGUAUGUAAGAAGUCCAUUAGAUAGAGAGAAAAAAGAUUAUUAUUCAUUAACACUAAUGGCAAGAGACCAUGGAAAACCACCGAGAAGCUCAAUCGUUCCAGUCGUAAUCCAUGUCAUCGAUGAGAAUGACAACAGACCUGAAUUUACGAAUGAAACGUUCAAGUUCUAUAUUCGUGAAAAUGAGCCUCCGGACUCAUUCGUUGGCAAGUUGACAGCUACAGAUAAUGACAUAGGUCGGAAUGCAGAGUUGACUUUUUCAAUUAGUAAUGCUAAGAAUGAUUUCGCUAUUGAUCCCAAAAAUGGUUUUAUAAAAACACUUCAUAUGUUUGAUAGAGAAGAACUUUUGGAAAGAACAGGUCAAGAUUUUAUAACAUUAGAAGCUACUGUAUCAGAUAAUGGCAUCACAAGAUUGAAGGACAAGGUGAAAGUGGACAUUUACGUGACUGAUGUUAAUGAUAAUCCUCCUGAAUUUUUAAGGUUACCAUACAAAGUUCAGGUGUCGGAAGGAUCAACAGUUGGCACCCAGUUAAUCAGAGUAUUUACCACAGAUGCCGAUGAUGGUUUAAAUGGAGACGUGUUUUACACAUUAUCAAGUGGAAAUGAAGAAGGCAGAUUCAGUAUAGACGAAGCAACAGGUCAGAUCACUAUUGCAAGACAAUUGGAUCGAGAAACAAUGUCCAGGUAUCAGCUUACAGUAGUCGCCCAUGAUGCUGCAAUAACCGGUCGUUUAAGUGCUAUUACUACAGUUCUAGUCGAUAUUUUAGAUGAAAAUGAUAACGCACCAGAAUUUACACAAACAGAAUCUAAUAUUUUUGUCAAAGAGAAUACGCAAGUAAACACCAAACUGAUGGAGUUUCGAGCAUCUGAUGCAGAUUCUGGAAUGAACAGUGAAGUUUUCUUUUCCAUUGGAGGAGGAAACAGGCGAGAUACCUUUCAUGUCGAUGCUGCCACUGGUUCAUUAUAUCUUCAUAAAAUGUUGGAUUAUGAAGAUUUGAACAUUUAUGUAUUAAACAUCACAGCGUCGGACGGAGGGAAUCCGAGACUUUCAACAACCCUACUUUUCACUGUUAAUGUAGAAGACUGCAACGAUAACCCUCCUGCAUUUACUAAUACUGCUAUUGUGAGGCAAAUAGACGAAAGAAUUUUAGAGAACACUCCUAUAGUUACGGUUACAGCGGAAGAUCCAGACUCAGGAACAAAUGGAAACAUAACAUACUCCAUCAUAAAGCAAGAACCAGAAGAUCCAAACCAUCUAGAGAGAUUACAUUUCCAAAUAGAUCCCAGGACAGGUGUGAUUCGGACGUUGCUUCCUAUUGAUAGGGAGGAAGUAGAUACAUUCAGACUGACUGUUGUUGCUACAGAUCAAGCGGAACCUCCAUCAGCAAGGUUAUCGGCUGAAAAAUUAGUUACAGUCAUUGUGGAAGAUGUCAAUGAUAAUGCUCCAAUCUUUGUAUCAAUGACAGCAGCAGUUCUACUCCCGCCGAGAUCUCAUGGUCAAAGAGUCACGCAAGUCUUAGCAAGAGAUUUAGAUUCGGGGACAAAUGGUCUCGUAACGUAUGACUUAAUCAGUGGUAAUACAGACAUCUUCAGAGUGGAUAGAAACACUGGAGUGAUAUCGUUGAAGCGGUCGAUUCCCGACCCUGAGUCGAGAUACCAGAUAGCGGUAAAGGCCACAGACGAAGCUGUACAAUCAGAGAGGAGGUCUAUGGAUGCCUAUAUUACAGUAUUAUCUGUAGACGGAGAGGGUGGUUUACAGUUUGAAGGAGGAGAUCUGUUUGGGGCAGUGGCAGAAAACGAACCGCCGGGAUACAGUAUAGUGCGCGUGCGAGCGAGUGGAGGACCGGGCGAGGAGAUUGAGUUCUAUGUGACCAAUGUGACCAGUGAGGGGAGGCAAGGUGACCGCCUCUUCGACAUAGACAAAUCAGGAGUCUUGUCUACAGCUGCUGUUCUCGACAGGGAAACAGGAUUCGAAGAGUACCUUGUCGAGAUCUACGCCAUCGUAGUCAACUCGCCCAAGCCUAGAUCUGGAUCCACACAGGUGAGCUAA